Molecule: messenger RNA, 1668 nt
Organism: Cetraspora pellucida
Lineage: Eukaryota; Fungi; Glomeromycota; Glomeromycetes; Diversisporales; Gigasporaceae
Source: the annotation of a GenBank genome assembly
AUGUCAUCAUCCAAGGAAAAAAAACAUGUCGACGUAUUAAUUUGUGGCGCAGGACCCGUUGGAUUAUUUCUAUCUAAUGAAUUGGCUGCAUUCAAAGUAAAUUUCCGCAUCAUCGAAAAGCUUGAUAAGCAUCCAAAUUUUUCAAAGGCUAUUUUUGUUUCACCAAGGACCUUGGAAAUUUUUGAUAAUAGGGGUCUUAUUGGUCCUUUCUUAGAAAAUGGUGUUAAAGUGAAACAAUUCAUUACAUACCAAACUAUUCACGAAUUGUUCAAAUUCGAUCUUAGUAGCAUAAACAGUUUAUUUCCUUAUGCAUUAAUGAGCCGUCAAAAUAAGACUGUAGAUUAUUUAAUCGAUGCUUUGCAUCAAAAGAAAUUAAUGGGAACAAAAAAUGUUCCAAAUGUUGAAUACGGAUCGGAACUGAUAAAGUACGAAGAGAAAGAUGAUCAUAUUGUCGCUAUUGUCAAGAAUAUAAAUAGCGGUAAGGAAGAAGAAAUCAUUUGUCGCUAUUUAGUAGGGUGCGAUGGUGUACAUUCUAGUGUCAGAAAAGGAAGAAACGAUUGGAUUUUUGAAGGUCAAACGCUGAAAUUUUCGUGGGCCGUAGCUGACGUAAGUAUUGAUCAUGAAUUGGUUAGAGAUGAUCAAGUAACUCUUUUCGCAGCUGCUGAAGUUCCUGAAGAGCACAUUACACUGGAUAAGCUACAGAAACUAGUCGAUAAGAAAACAGCUCCUAUUAAAUUUGAGAUAAAAAAUCCUGUUUGGCUAGCUAAUUUUAAAGUUAGUGAAAGAAUUGCAAAUAGAUAUCGAAUAGGCCGUGUCUUCCUCGCUGGAGACGCUGCACAUUGUCAUUCGCCGGUUGGUGGUCAAGGCAUGAAUUUGGGAAUUCAAGAUGCUCAUAAUUUAGCGUUCAAGUUAGCACUAGUUAUCAGGAAUCAGACUAUCAACCCUGAUAAGGUUCUUAAUAGUUACGAACAAGAAAGACGUCCUGUUGGCAAGAACGUUGUUUCUGGUACCAGUUUUGCUACAAAAAUGUUAAGUGGUAAUGAUUUUAUUAGCGCUUUUUUACGAAUGUCUGUAGUACCCUUCAUGUCCCAUUUUUUCCCACAAAUUGUGUCUAAUUAUCAGUCCAAUUUAUUUCAAAUUGAUCUUAAAUAUUUUCCCGAGACAUCCGAUAUUCUUCAUAAAUACAAACCUCUCUCACGCCCUAAAAACAAAUUGAUCAAAGCGGGUCAUUAUGCAAAAGACGGUCUAUUAAAGAAAGUAAUCCCACACAAAAGUCAUGAUUGCAUAACUUUAUUUGAUGUCUUUCGUUCAACUGCAUUAAAACACACCCUGAUCCUGUUCACUUUAACUAAGGAUGUCACUGCUGAUCGUAAUCCACUUAUAAAUACCCUGUUGGAGAUUUAUUCUGACUAUAAAAAUAUUAUAACACCAAUCAUCGUUUCGUUUCAGGGUGCUGUUCAGACUGCUGAUGUACCAUUUAUGCCAUUCUUUGAAGAAGGCCGAGAACAGCAUAUAUUUAUGGAGACAAAAUUCGAAUUGCAUGAAAAAUAUGGCAUCACGAAAGAAAUUGGCCAGCAGGCUUUUGUACUUAUUAGACCUGAUUUAUACAUUGCUAGUGCUGUGCUUGAAAAUGACGUUGAUAAAUUAAAGGCUUUCUUAGAAGGCUAA